UGUAGGAAGAAGAAGCCGAUUCUGGAAGCCAUUACGUUGCGCAGCUCAGUCGAGAAAAACUUACUAUUUUUACGUAUAUUACGCACUUUUAUUCUUUAAAAAAAGUAAUAUUUCAUAUAGUCAUGGCAUCACAAGCUAAAAAAAGGAAAAUGAAUUUCUCAGAAAGGGAGGUGGAAAUCAUUGUGGAGGAGAUGGAAAAACAGAAACACAUUUUAGUUAACCACUUCAACGCUGGCGUUACUCACAUCGCCAAAAACAAUGCAUGGAUUGAGAUACUAAAACGUGUAAAUGCAGUGACUACUUGUCAAAGGGAACUGGCUGAGGUAAAGAAGAAAUGGUCAGAUUUAAAGACCGAAGUGCGGCGGAAAGUGGCCCAGGCCCGCGCUGCAAUGGAAGGCACUGGCGACUGCACCUCGGUGCCGGUCAUUCUUACUUCCAUGCAGCAGCGGAUCUGUAACCUCUUGGGAGAAGCCACGAUCAUCAGCCUUCCCGCUGGCGACGCGAGCGCAGAGAUCAGCGUUCCUGUGCCGAUGAGCUCAGCGGCUACGGUCACACUCACGCAAACAGACAUCCAGACUGCCUCUGCGGCCUGUGAAGUUAAAACCUUAGAAGGUGAGACCACGUACCACACGCUGGAGGAGGGCAUGGUGGAGUACUGCACCACGGAGACGCCGGUCACCGUGACGACGGAGGCCCCGGUGGAGGUGCUGGCGGCGGCGGUGGCGUCUGCGUCGGCGGCGUCCGAGUGCCCGGCGAAGCCGCAGGAGCUCAAGUCGCGCAUCGCGCUCAACUCGGCCAAGCUGCUGCAGGAGCAGCGCGUCACCAACCUGCACGUGCGCGAGAUCGCCCAGCACCUGGAGAGCCAGAACGACCUGCUGCAGAUGAUCCGGCGCUCGCAGGAGGCGCAGGCGUGCGCGCAGGAGCGGCAGGCGCAGGCACUCGAGGGGACACAGGCCGCGCUGCUCGCCCUCGUCCAGAUGUUCCGGCCCGCGCUCAAGGACCUGCGCAAGCUCCUGCAGAGCACCAACAGCCCAGCGGGGGGCGCUGUGGUGCCGGGGAGCGAGGGAGCCGAGAACAGGGCCCCCACCACCUCCACCACCACCACCACCACCACCACCACUGAACAAGCUGAGGACGCGCAGUAGACUCAGGAGUGUGUGUGUGUGUGUGUUUAGAUUUGUUUACUGAGUUGUGUGUGUGUGCGUGUGUGAUUAGAUUUGUUUGCUAACCUGUGUGUGUGUAUGUGUAUGUGUUUGAUUUUAGAUUGGUCUGGGUGUGUUUCUGUUUUGUUCAUGUCUGUGGGUGAAAGUAGAUGUGUAUGGCGCUGUAAAGUGUGUGUGUGUGUGUGUGUGUGUGUGUGUGUGUGUGUGUUUGUGUGAUAAAGAAUGUGUAUGGAUCUGUAAAGUGUGUGUGUGUGUGUGAGAGAGAGAGAGAGAGAGAGAGUGAGAGAGAGAGAGACGUGUAUGGCUCGGUAAACCGUGUGUAUGUCAUUCUGUCUUGGUUGGAGGAAACUGGAGUGCUUCUGUGAAGUGUUUCUCAAUGUGUGUGUGUUUGUGUAAAUGUAUGUGUGCGUUUUCAAAAGAAAGUGAUGUUGUGUGGAAGCGCAUUUGUGUACAGGAAUAUUAAAGUGUGUGUGUGUGUGUGUGUGACCUGCUCUGGGCUGGUGGCUGUAGGUAUAGAGCGGUUGUUCAUGCAUUGGGACUGAGAUGGUCAUGGAGUUUUAUUGUGCAAAACUCUUGGAGUGUGUUUGGGACUUUAUGAAUUUUACAGCCCAUGUUGAUGGUGCAUCAAUAUUUUGUUUCAUUUUAUUUUUCAUGACAUUGUCUUCCUCCAAUGUUAAAUAACUUAUUUUUUUAAUCUUCUGAACAUAAUUUAUCAAACAGCAGAGUGGCUACGAAUAUUUAAAUGCGAAAGGUUCACUCAGUUUGAACACGUUUGUAAGAAGUUCAUUUAAAAAGCAAGCAUUGAGUUUCAGUCAAAAGAAAAUGCUUGCUUUGGCCUUAUUUGUGUUUCAAGAUGCAUGGAUUUUGUCAGACAGAAAGCAAAUCCAAGAAGAUGUGGAUGUUCAGAGCUACGUACAAUAUCUUUCAUUGCAAACUCAUUAAAUUCGCUGACUACCUUA
Messenger RNA from Sardina pilchardus (European sardine), 2122 nucleotides. RefSeq names its product nuclear apoptosis-inducing factor 1-like. Bases 123 to 1145 code for a protein of 340 amino acids. The record is from RefSeq and is a predicted model, not a curated record. The transcript is spliced from 3 exons. Gene Ontology annotation, cellular component: nucleus. Lineage: Eukaryota; Metazoa; Chordata; Actinopteri; Clupeiformes; Clupeidae.